Messenger RNA from Jatropha curcas, 738 nucleotides. RefSeq lists its product as uncharacterized. Lineage: Eukaryota; Viridiplantae; Streptophyta; Magnoliopsida; Malpighiales; Euphorbiaceae. The record is from RefSeq and is a predicted model, not a curated record.
AAAAAGCUAAAGGUUGUGCUCCUCUAUUAUCAAUAUCACCAACUCCAUGUUAUAUUUAUUUUCUUCCAUUUAUUAAUCUGCAGAGAGAAGAGAUAACAGAUAGCUCAAAUACAAAAAGAACUCAAUAUAUAGUUAUGGAGAGCGAAGAAUCAAGUCGACCAUCCAUAGAGUUUCCUUUAGGUUUAGCUCUUUUAUUAGUUCUGUUGUUUUUCAUGAGUGUUUUUUUCACUUGCUGUGUCCACUGGGAUAAGCUUAGAUCGCUUCUAAAACCUUCAAGAGGUGAGGAAGAUAACUCCCAUGUCCAAGAAGAUAUAGAGCAUUUACCCUACAAAUCUUCUCCUCUUCACCAGGAGUCAAAGCAAAAUCAAGUACAGAAUACUGUGCCAGUUUUGAUGCCAGGGGAUCAAGUACCAAAGUUCAUAGCGAUGGCCUGUCCAUGUCAGCCUUCUAUUAUGGAGGAGAAGAUCACAGUGAAGAUGGAAAAGCCACCCACUUUUCCAGUUCCAUUACAUUUGUGAUUUUGUUUUCUUUUUUACCAUCUGCUAUAUAUGAUUGUUUAUUUUUUAUCACUUUUUCUGCACAGUUCAUAUAUGUAAUUAUUAACUUUUUUUGUUUUUUUGGGAAUUAGAAAAAGAAUUACUUUCCUCUUGCAUUUCUUUUGAGAUGCUAGAAAAUAGAAAGGAACCUGUAAAGAGAAAAAUAACAGGAAAUGGAUCAAAGUGCAUUUUAUACAGUGUC